UCGCUCUAACAGGCUGACAUUUCUCAAUUCCCAAUGAAAUGCUCUUAGUGGGAACCAACAGAGACAACGCCUCGACGCAUUGUUAAUUGCAGAGACAGAGAGAGAGAGAGAGAGAGAGAGAGAGAGAGAGUCUGUGGGAGAGACUAUGGCAACGACGACGGAUAUGGGGUUGACCGGAGACCAUUCAGCCAGAGAAUCGGAAGACGGCGACGGCGAAUGUGCCGGUGGUGGUCGUAUUGUGGUGGUGGGGGUCAAGUUGGACCCGCGUAGCCGGGAAUUGCUCACGUGGGCUCUGGUCAAGGUGGCACAGCCUGGCGACCAUGUCAUUGCCCUUCACGUCCUAGAUACCCUUACCGAGGGCACAGCGUCGCUUAUCUCGCUCGUGAAGACGUUUGAUUCCGUGCUCUCCGUGUACGAAGGCUUCUGCAACUUGAAGCAGGUUGAUCUGAAGCUGAAGGUCUGUAGAGGUUCGACGGUCCAGAAAAAUAUUGUCAGGGAGGCGAAAUUGUACGGUGCGGCAACGGUGGUUGUGGGAACUUCUAAAACACAUCAAACAAUCAGAUCAUCGGCCUCGGUCGCCAAGUACUGCGCCAGGAAAUUGUCCAAAUAUUUUGCCGUUUUCGCCGUUGAAAAUGGCAAAGUUGUGUUCCAGAGAGUGGCAACUUCUAGUAACGCCAAUAAAUUGCGAGGAGGAGUAAAUUUGAGCGAGGGUCCCGGGAGUGUGGAAAAAUCCAGCGCGGCUCUGAAGAAGAAGACCCCAAAGGAGAAUUGCUCGAGUUGUGCAUCGAAUUCUCUAUUGCUGGAGAAUUGUGGAAUCCAAUCUACGGAAGAGUUGCCCGGAGAUGGUGUCCAGGACCAUUCGUUGGCUUUGGUACCGUACCAAUCAACUGAGGCCGAUGCAAAUUCAAGUUCUGUUGUUGUCCAGGACUCACCGGGUUUGGGAUCUGGCUGGUCAAUUCUUCGGCGGAUGUUUCUACCCAAGCGGCAAUAUGUGGAGAAAUCUGCGAAAAGGACUUCUGUGUUUCAGUGGGUAUCGAGAUUACCAAGCUGGCAUUCUUCAGCUGUGGUGUAUCCUGAUCAGAAGAAGAGUACUUAUGAUCAGGAUGAUGAUAAUUAUUCUUCGCUUGACGAAGAGAGUGGUGCAAUUGUGCCAUUCGGAUCUGCUGCUGUGUGUCCUCCUCUUUCCCCUUGCAAUGCCAUGGGUAGUCUUCCUAAAGAAUUGUUGGGUUUACAUGAGAAAUACUCAUCCAUCUGCAGGCUGUUUACCUACCAGGAACUCUCGUCGGCAACCUCUAGUUUCAUGCCUGAGAAUAUGGUUGGUAAGGGUGGUAGUAGUUAUGUUUACAAAGGGUGUCUUCCUGAUGGCAAGGAGUUGGCAGUUAAAAUUUUGAAGCCAUCUGAAGAUGUUCUCUCAGAGUUCGUUCAGGAAAUUGAAAUCAUCACAACUUUACAUCAUAAGAACAUAAUAUCUCUUUUUGGUUUCUGUUUUGAGGACAACAACUUGCUAUUGGUCUACGAUUUUCUUUCAAGAGGAAGCCUAGAAGAGAACCUUCAUGGUAGUAAGAAGGGUGGAAAAGCAUUUGGUUGGCAAGAGAGAUUUAACGUGGCCAUGGGAGUCGCUGAGGCGUUGGACUUUUUACACAACGGCUGUGUGGAACCUGUGAUCCAUAGGGACGUGAAAUCCUCCAAUAUCCUUCUUUCUGUUGAUUUUGAGCCACAGCUCUCAGAUUUUGGACUUGCUAGUUGGGCUUCAGCGUCAUCCCAUAUUACUUGUACUGAUGUUGCAGGAACCUUUGGUUACUUGGCCCCGGAAUACUUUAUGCAUGGCAAAGUGAGUGACAAAAUUGAUGUCUUUGCAUUUGGCGUUGUACUUCUUGAGCUUCUUUCAGGUAGAAAGCCAAUUAACAGAACACAUCCAAAGGGUCAAGAGAGCCUAGUAAUGUGGGCACGGCCAAUUUUGAACAGUGGGAAGUUUCCCCAAUUGCUUGAUCCAAGCUUGGAAAACGGCUAUGACAAUGAUCAGAUUGAGAGGAUGGUUUUGGCUGCAACCCUUUGCAUUAGACGUGAACCUAGAUUACGGCCUCAAAUAAGCCUUGUUUUAAAGCUUCUUCAAGGUGAUGAGGAAGGAACAAGGUGGGCAAAGCAGCAACUCUGUACAUCAGAAGAAGUUGACGUUUUAGAUGGAGAAUCAUUUGUUGCUAACAUCCAGUCCCAUCUUAGUGUUGCGCUGCUAGACGUUGAGGAUGAUUCACAUUCUAGUAGUAGCAGUGAGCAAAGUAUCUCAAUAGAAGACUAUCUGAAAGCAAGAUGGAGCCGCUCAUCUAGCUUUGACUAAGUUUAUCUGCAGAGAUUUGCAAUUAUGCAAGCAGACAUUGUUCUUUUUCUGCAUCCUGUUUCUUUUAUCCCUUUUGUAUAUGCCUCAAGUGUUUUGUAUUUCCAAUUUUUAGUUCACUCACUUAAGACUGGGUCUUGGAAGAGGAGGUUCUUUGCAAGAGGUUUGGCCCCCUCCUGGACUUGGUAGUUAUGUCACAAUCCUUGUCUCUUUGAGCUGCGAUAAACGUAAAAUGAGCAUAUAUUACUUGUCAUUGCGUUCAUGUAAAGUGGUGAAAAUUAGAUCUUUGUGCAGCUCCCUAGCUAGCUUCUCUCA
This is a messenger RNA of Juglans microcarpa x Juglans regia, 2647 nucleotides long. RefSeq names its product probable receptor-like protein kinase At2g42960. Lineage: Eukaryota; Viridiplantae; Streptophyta; Magnoliopsida; Fagales; Juglandaceae. Gene Ontology annotation, molecular function: ATP binding; protein kinase activity. The record is from RefSeq and is a predicted model, not a curated record. The transcript is spliced from 10 exons. Gene Ontology annotation, biological process: protein phosphorylation. Bases 146 to 2335 code for a protein of 729 amino acids.